AUGGCACGUACAAAGACAGUACGUGCUCCCACAACCUCCAGUCUCCCCGACAGUCUCCGUAUUCCCUCGACCACCCCGUCUCUCGUGAAGAUCUUCGGCAAAUUAUCUCGACCAGCUCUACUAGACCUUGUCUUGGAAUGGCUUGAUGAUCGCAAUGCACACCUAUUCUUACCAUAUCUCGAUCACGAUCAGGAGGGAGCCUCUGAUGAUGAUGACAAAAUCAACCCGUAUCCCGUGGCCCAGACCGUGGACGAGGUCAGGAGCACGUAUCGAGAUCUGCGGGAUAGAAAGGGCGCGAAACGCGAAGUCAUCGAUCGCAUACUAGAUGGUGACUGGCGACAUGGGAUUACACUCCGACAGCUUGCGAUGGUUGAUAUGUGUCAUAUGGAGGAGCAUCCGUCACGUCUGCGCUGGACAGCGUUGGAGCUUACUCGCAUCGGCUUGGGCAAGGACGGGACAUCAACGACGAUGGGAGAUCGAUAUGGCGAUGGAGAUUUGGCCGGUUGUCUCCCUCGCAUUCAUGCUGCGACCUUCCUCAAAAAUCUUCAGCGGGAAGUAUCUCCAUUGGUGAAAGCGCAUUACUAUUUCUCUCGCUCUGCUUCGCUGCCGCUCAUCUUUCUCCGUAUAUUCGUCACCGAUUCUCCGUACCAGUAUCCGCGUCAGUCAGCCGAAUCGUUCACGGAUUCGUCUAGGAUCAUUUAUAUUGCUUUUCCAGACAGCUGUCCGUUCAUUUAUACCUCUUUUGCAUCAUCGGUGGUACCUAAGACUACUUCCUCUAAAAUGAUGGAUGGGCGCAGUCUCAGAGGCAUCGUGGCGGACGCUAUUCCGAAGGCUCUAUCGAGACCUCACGAGAGAUACACACUUGAGGCAACGGCGCUCACGGCGAAGAGUUUACCUGCUCUCCUUGCGCUGCGCGGUCCGGGACGAUCAAACUCCUCAAAUGGGGCAUUCAGCAUCUUUGCCGAUGCGGUCGUAGAAGGAAGCCCAUUGGACCCAAGACCUUCCAACACGGUUUCCCCGGAGGAAUAUUACAUGAAUGGACAAUCUAUAACACCAUCCAUCUACAGUGGCCGAAAGCCCCAAGCGAUCCCCGACGAUUCAUCUUCCGUAGGAGACGGAAACUAUCAGCUGUCAAAAUCAACAAACAAACCCAACUCACGUCCCGCAGAAUCCAAUGCUGGAUUAGACCCCGUCUCCAAAAGGCGUAAACUAACCAUUCAGUCGCGCUUUGGCACCACCGGAACCCUAUCUUCGGCACCGUUGGACCGCCUCGAUAUCAAGAUGCUCGAUCCCCCAACCAGCCAAGAGAAUGAAGGUAGCGAAAGCAAAACUGAGAAUGCAUUCCCUCAGCCUACCCUAACUCUUACCUUUGCGGGUACUGAUGUCAUUAGCGGGAUCCGUCAACUCGCAGAACUGGGCAUCGUCGACCCCGAACGUAUGCCGUCCUGGAUGACGGGUGAAGAAGGGGUGAGCGUCGCUUCCAUCCGUCGAGGGAAGAGGGUUGUCAGGGAUGGUGGAUGA
Molecule: messenger RNA, 1521 nt
Organism: Monascus purpureus
Lineage: Eukaryota; Fungi; Ascomycota; Eurotiomycetes; Eurotiales; Aspergillaceae
Source: the annotation of a GenBank genome assembly